Molecule: messenger RNA, 1352 nt
Organism: Hyaena hyaena (striped hyena)
Lineage: Eukaryota; Metazoa; Chordata; Mammalia; Carnivora; Hyaenidae
Gene: RNF167
Product: ring finger protein 167
Exons: 9
Coding region: 94-1152 (352 amino acids)
Biological process (GO): positive regulation of DNA-templated transcription; ubiquitin-dependent protein catabolic process; protein ubiquitination
Cellular component (GO): nucleoplasm; cytoplasm
Molecular function (GO): ubiquitin protein ligase activity; zinc ion binding
Source: RefSeq, a predicted model, not a curated record
UCCUGAAGGAGUGGCGGAGAGGGCGCGCACCUCCGCUUCUGCUCCUGCGGUAUACCGGGCCGUGGCCUCCCCCGCCGCUCCCCUCCCGCUGCCAUGCACCCCGCGGCCUUCCCGCUUCCUGUGGUUGUGGCCGCCGUGCUGUGGGGAGCGACCCCCACCCGCGGGCUCAUCCGAGCGACAUCGGACCACAAUGCCAGCAUGGACUUUGCAGACCUGCCAGCGCUCUUUGGGGCUGCCCUGAGCCAAGAAGGACUGCAGGGCUUCCUUGUGGAGGCUCACCCGGCCAACGCCUGCAGCCCCAUUGCCCCACCGCCCCCAGCCCCGGUCAACGGGUCAGUCUUUAUUGCCCUGCUUCGAAGAUUCGACUGCAACUUUGACCUCAAGGUCCUCAAUGCUCAGAAGGCGGGUUAUGGCGCCGCUGUGGUGCACAACGUGAACUCCAACGAGCUUCUGAACAUGGUGUGGAAUAGCGAGGAAAUCCAGCAGCAGAUCUGGAUUCCGUCAGUGUUUAUCGGGGAGAGGAGCUCCGAGUACCUGCGCGCCCUCUUUGUCUAUGAGAAGGGGGCUCGGGUGCUGCUCGUCCCCGACAACAGCUUCCCUUUGGGCUAUUACCUCAUCCCUUUUACGGGGGUCGUGGGGCUGCUGGUCUUGGCCAUGGGAGCCGUGAUGAUAGUCCGUUGUGUCCAGCACCGGAAACGGCUCCAGCGCAACCGACUGACCAAAGAGCAGCUAAAACAGAUUCCCACGCAUGACUAUCAGAAGGGAGACCAGUAUGACGUCUGUGCCAUCUGCCUGGACGAGUAUGAGGACGGGGACAGGCUGAGGGUGCUCCCCUGUGCUCACGCCUACCACAGCCGCUGCGUGGACCCGUGGCUCACCCAGACCCGGAAGACCUGCCCCAUCUGCAAGCAGCCCGUGCACCGGGGUCCUGGGGACGAGGAUCAGGAGGAAGAGACUCCGGGGCAAGAGGGUGAUGAAGAAGGGGAGCCAGGGGACCAACCUGCCUCAGAGCGGACCCCGCUUCUGGGCUCCAGCCCCACGCUCCCCACCUCCUUCGGCUCCCUGGCUCCCACCCCCCUAGUCUUCCCCGGGUCUCCGGCAGACCCCCCGUCCUCUCCGUCCUGCUCUUCGGAGGCUGCCUUGCUGGUCUAAUACUCCCCCCCCCCCCCACGCCCUCCAGUGACCUAUUUGCACAGCCCCUUUUCCUCCCUCGGAUCUUCUGUGCUGAGGGACGGGGGACAUUUCCAGCCCAGCUUCCUCCCUUGCCCUUCCCCAUCCUUUUGAAGGGGUCAGGGUGUAGAGGGACUGGGUCUUCAUUUAUGGGGUUAAUAAAAUGUUUUCUGUGAACUGAG